Parnassius apollo (apollo) is the source of this 1299-nucleotide messenger RNA. Lineage: Eukaryota; Metazoa; Arthropoda; Insecta; Lepidoptera; Papilionidae. The record is from the annotation of a GenBank genome assembly.
AUGCCGCGCAUUUAUAAACCUGAACCUGGAGGCAAGCGCUAUAAAAGGUAUGACGAAAAUGUUCUUAAGCAAGCGGUAGAAGAUUAUUUAAUGGGUAAUGAUUCGAUAAAAACAGUAGUUAUCAAACACAAUAUACACCCAUCAGUGUUGUAUCGCCACAGCAAAGGACUAGUAAAAUCGCAAGGUGGGCAAAGGGCACUUUCGUUGACAACUGAAGAAUAUAUCAUCAAAUACAUAAACGUUUGCGCAGAAUGGGGCUAUCCACUGGACUCACUAGACUUAAGAUAUAUUGUUAAAAUGUAUCUGGAUAAGAUUGGGAUUACUCAUAAGCGAUUCAAAAAUAAUUUCCCUGGGCCUGAUUUCAUCCAAUGUUUUUUAAAUAGACAUAAAGAUAAAAUUUCUCAACGAAUAUGCCAAAAUAUUAAGAGAUCUCGAGCUGCCGUGUCAGCAGAAAUCAUAACAAAAUAUUUUGAAGAACUACAAAUAUCUUUGGCCGAUGUUCCAGCGGCAAAUAUCGUCAAUUAUGACGAGACAAAUCUCGCUGACGAUCCAGGGCGCAGAAAAAUUAUUACGAAACGCGGCACUAAGUAUCGAGAACGCGUCAUGAACCACACAAAGGCCAGUGUUUCCUUAAUGAUAGCUGGGUCAGCAGAGGGCCAGAUUUUACCACCAUACGUGGUAUACAAAGCACAAAAUUUAUAUAAUACAUGGAUUUCUCACGGGCCUAAAGGUGCAAGGUAUAAUCGUUCGGCAUCAGGAUGGUUCGAUGGUACAAUUUUUGAAGAUUGGGUGCAAUCCAUCGUCAUUCCCUUCUUUGCUGAUAAGCCGGGAAAAAAGCUGCUAAUAGGUGAUAAUUUAUCUUCACAUUUGUCGGUCGAUAUGAUAAAACUUUGCAAAGAACAGCAAAUUGAUUUUGUAUUUUUACCAAGUAAUUCAACACACAUAACUCAACCUCUCGAUGUAGCCUUUUUUAGGCCCAUGAAGGCAGUUUGGCGGCAAAUACUUCUUAAGUGGAAAAAAACAGAUGGCAGCAAUGAGACAAGUGUGCCAAAAGGUUGCUUCCCUAAAUUACUGAAGAAAUUAAUGGAGGCAAUACAAGAAAAUGCUGAGUCUAAUUUAAAAGCUGGUUUUAAAAAAACUGGUAUCUAUCCUUUAGACCCUACACAAGUGCUAUCUCGAAUACCAACACAAUCGAACAAUAGCAGUAGACAUAGGGAAGCAGUGGAUGAGUCUGUACUAACUUUACUAAAUGACAUGCGAUAUGGUACUAUGGGCGUAAAAGAAUUAAAAAGAAAGUGA